AUGCUGGAAGAAGGGUAUGAUAUGUUCUUGCCAAUGGCUAAGAAAGCCGGAUUGGGACCAUUCAAACAAAUGCUAAAGGACGCAAAAGAGGCAAAGAAACGAAGAAAGCAGCUGUUGAUGGAACAGAAAGAGAUGGAGGCCAGCGAAAGAGCGGAGAUCGUCGACGUUAAUCCGAAAGAUAAGGAUUCUGGUUCAAGUGGAACUAAAUGA
Messenger RNA from Angiostrongylus costaricensis, 210 nucleotides. Lineage: Eukaryota; Metazoa; Nematoda; Chromadorea; Rhabditida; Metastrongylidae. The record is from the annotation of a GenBank genome assembly.